Molecule: messenger RNA, 2071 nt
Organism: Thrips palmi
Lineage: Eukaryota; Metazoa; Arthropoda; Insecta; Thysanoptera; Thripidae
Exons: 4
Coding region: 604-1128 (174 amino acids)
Source: RefSeq, a predicted model, not a curated record
UUGUAUCACGAAUUGCUUCGUAUUAUGCUUGCGCCGAAUCCACUGCACUGAGAAUCCCAACGCCAUGAGUAUAGCGUCAAUUGGUGCAAUGCAAAAGCAUUGCACAUGAAGUGCAAUGCCUCCCCAUUCCCAUGCAUUAUCAUAGGGCCUUUUCGGAAUGCAUUGAACGUAAAGUGCGAUAUGGCUAUCGCAUUGCACGUGUGGUGCGAUAUCUCAGCUGCAUUGCACCAUACGUGCUAUACUCAUAGCGUUUGGAAUCUCAGUAUGUAACAUACGAAUAACGUAGGUCAAAUUUCAUUGUAAGACAUUUAGAGUGUUCUUCUUGUUCUUUAAUUUUGUCGACUGGUAAGUUGCUAUGCAAUGAUAACAAAUCGAACAAGUGUUUAUUUUCAAAGGUUUUCUCAACCUUCGUGUUAUGUUUUAUUGAUUAUCGUUUUCUUAAAAGAAAUCGUGUACUUUUCGAGUUCUGGUAUGAUUUCAGAAUAGAAUCAAACACAACAGAACGUCGAAACUGCCCUCAAAAUUGCGACUUGGCCUCUAAAGUGCGUGGUAUCAGUGACGUUUAAUAUUGGUUUUUACCCAAUCAUUGCCUGCUUUGUCGUCAUGCCAACUGUGCUAGCCACAUUCUACCGGGAAGUCAUUCAUGCAGUUAAGGACAGGCGUACAACCUAUCAGUGGGCUGUCGUUCAAAGAUCCACACUAGAGGCUUCGAUGGAGAUGGAGCGGAUAGUGUUCACGGUGCUGCCGGUUAUCCUCGUCAUGGUCUACGUUAUGCCCAUCCUGUGCACCGUAGAGGUUCUGGUCCUGGGGAAGGAGGCUGAGCUCUUCGCUUACGUGACAGCGUCGCAUGUCGUCACCCUGCUGAUUCCCAUGUGCCUGGCUGGAGACUCGCUGAGCCUCUUCCGGAACGAGGUGUCCAACGGCGCCUACAACGGGCCUUGGACGGAGGAACGACCAUUUGGACGCUACUUCCGCCUGCACAUGAUGAGGGCGUCGUUCGGCGUGGCGGGCCGGCUUCGAGGCAUCGGCAUCGGUGCUCUCGACCGCCGGUCGUGCAUUCAGGCUCUCAAGUCGUGGUACAACUUCGUACAGUUUUUCCGCAAUUUCAGCCCAGGUGCGCCACGCUGAGGCGCGUUCCCAUUACACGGGGAAAUAACUUUGAAAGAAACUCAGUCUGCAAAUUUUUGAAUUCCUCAUGAAUGUUGGAUGAAUUUCAGUAAAUUGCUGCCAAAUUUCCUGAAGUUUUGCUAUGAAUUUCACUUAUUUUGAGUACUUAAAAAUUUUGACUUCCUAUCAAGAAUUUUCAAGACAUUUGACUCCUCAAAACUAUAGGGCGUAAGUGCUCCACGUGGAUUUGCUUUUACAAUACGUUUUGGGUUUUAAGGGUAUGAGGCUGGGUUGGAAGUGCCAAGUACCGUCCAGAAACCGCAUGAGUACUACUAUUAGAGUCACUGCCUUGCAACCCUGUUCUCCACUGUGCAACUAGCCUAUGGAUAAUAAAGAUGGUUCUGGAGUGUUCCCCUGUUGUACGAAUAUGUUUUUUUGUUUCUUAUCCUGUGGUCACAACACUUGAUUUUAAACUAUUCUGUAAAAGAAUAGAGUAUUUUUAUAAACUGACUUCCUCCUAUAGGGGUAAGUCACGUCAAAAUUAAACUACAAGCAACAAGAUGUCACGCCGCAGUCACAUUGGCUAAAAAAAACUACGGAAGUCAGUUAAUUUGUUUGCAACGAUUCUUCGUGCCCAAAACCCAACAUUUUCCAUUAGCCUCUUAAGAAUCUUCUCCGCAGGACUGACAUCAUUUUCCCCAUGCCCAUUGCAGACCAUUGGGUUGCACGGAAUUGACUGUAAUCCACGGAGAAGAUUGACAAGAAGGCUACGGAAAACAUUUCGUCCUGGGAAACGGACACAACAAGUUUUUAACAGAUUUCUCCGAUAAACACGCUGGUAAAUUCCUGAUACUAUACUUGUCAAGUGCGCACAGUCCUAGGUUUACUUACGUUCACUCGCAUGGGAGUACUUGUCAAGUUCCGGGCGUAUCGUUUAGACAAACAGUAUGGAGUGUCCACUCUA